AGCCAGAGUCGAUAAGCAGUGUAGGACUAUGUACAGAGAACAUUUCCAGUGACAUGGCUAGGACUCUGAAAGAAUGGAGACAGGGAGAAUUGGCUGCCUGAGACAGUUGCCUCAUCACAGGCACAUCCUUGUCUCUCAGAAGGUGUUAUCUUGUUUGUAAGAAUAAUACACUUUGCGCUGUGGGUACUUAAGGGUAACUCCAGCUGAAAUGUGUUGGGCACAGACAAGUACUGUGAGCUGUCCUGGUCCUGUCAUGUUUAGAAUAAUGCACUAUGUCCUCCACAUGAAGUCCAGUUCUGGAACACUUCGGCCAUAAAUGGGAGAACAAGGUGCUGAAGCAGACAUGGAUCUCACCUGGCAAGAGAUCUUGUCUAUCACUGAACUUCAGGGACUGGAUAUGCAGCCAGAUUCUUCAUAUGAUGCAGAGUAUGGAUGUCAUGCAUCCAUGCUGCCCUAUCCCGGAUGCAGUUUUGGCAACGUCACAAGAGAUAGCAUGGUACCAACUGCAAGCAAUAAUAUGGAAAAUUACAAUAGACCUUAUAUGGACGCAAUAUAUUCUCAAUCUCAGCAACCACCGAUCCUACCCUUUGCUUCUGGAUAUGGUCAAACCUCAUACACAGGAAUGUUGAUCUCCUCAAGUAUCACUCAGAUGGGGGCAAUAAACCACUAUCCCUCUAAGUUUAUAGCCAUGAGUGGGAUGAGUGCACCAAUAGACCAGGUCAUUAUGCUCGAUGCCAACCUGAGCACUGGCCAUUCACAGUGCCAGCCCUGUAAAGGCCAAGAUGAUUUUGAAUCAGAUUCUGGUUUGUCUUUGAACUUUAGUGAUGGAGAAUCUAUGGAAAUAGAGAAUUUAGAGACCCACCGGCUACAGUCAGAAUAUCUGAAAAUAAUGCCUUCACGUGGCUACCAACAUACUUUAGCACCAAAUAUCACAAAGCCUAUUACGGGACAUAACAUCCAUGAAACCCAAACAUAUAUUGCAUCCUUGACUCAAGAACUGGUCUGCAGUAGGGAUGAGCGAAGGGCAGCUGCCAUGCAAAUCCCUUUUCCUGCAGACAGGAUUGUUAAUCUGCCUGUGGAAGAUUUUAAUGAACUUCUGUCUUGCUAUACAUUAACAGAAUCACAGAUGGCUUUGGUCAGAGACAUUCGCAGACGUGGCAAAAAUAAAGUAGCUGCUCAGAAUUGCCGGAAACGCAAGAUGGAGAACAUUGCCGUCUUGGAAAGGGAAAUAGGGCAGCUGAGGACAGAGCGUGAAGGAUUGCGUAGGGAACGCGCGGAGGUGGAAAGAAUAAUGGGAGAACUGAAAAACAGCUUUAAAGUGCUUCAACAAGAAGUUUAUACUAUUUUAAGAGAUCAGGGCAAUCACCUUGACACAGAAGACCUUUUGCUCAAUCAGAUACUAGAUGAUGUUUCCUUCUCUGGCAAUUAGAUUUGGUUUUCAAAUGUUUUCUCAACAUCUCAAGCAUUGUAACACAGGAAUGGAUGGAAAGAAGCAAUCUACUUUCAACCCAUAACCACCUGUCUUCAGUGAACACUGGCCUAAAGGCACAAACACCUGAUUUUUAUUUACUGUGUAUUUGUCUGCAUAUAGAUUACAUUGCAAAAGGGGUUACUAAUAAUACCCCUUAUACACAAAAAACACGAGUCCAGCCCCAGUCAUUGAUCACAGGAUUCAAAGUCACGUCACAACGGCUUGAAACCCGUUUACACCACAGACUGGACCCGGGUUAUUGCUGGGGCAUCUCUGCCGGCGCUUUGAGAUGCACCGGUGAGCCAGCUUACGCAACAUAGGGUGUUACUUGGACCCGGGUCUACACUGCCCCUUAACCCUGGUCCUUCAUGGGACCAACCUUGCACGCUACUCUGGUUAUAUUUUUCAGGAACCCUUCCACAUAGAACUGUGACCCAGGUUAUUGCAGCGGCAAGAAAGGGGUAUGGCUAUGCACACGAAGGUCUGGCAUUGUUCCAUCAUCCACUUAUCUUCAUAUCAAGGUCUCAUCAAUCUAUUUCAAGUGUGAUUAAUAAUUUGAUAACACUGUUUAGUGCUGCAGUCUAAUAGGGGCUGGUUCUGAUACAAUGGUGGGUGCAGUAUGCCAUCAGUGGGAUUGUACCCAGCCUACAGCUCUGAUAGCAUGACAAGGCAGUCAAACCAUCCAAAGUUCUCACAGCCUGUGCAGAUAUUAACAGAAAUCCUACAACAAGCAGUAAUGCACAGAAAAUGUUACGCUUAGAGUAAAACACAAAUGGCAAAUCUGUAUGGGAACUUAAGAUACAUUUCACACAGAUGAAAGCUUGUCGCCCUAAUAUAAAUAACAAGCAGCAGGGGUUGUAUAUGAUCACCUACCACACCCUAUGCAUUUUAUGUAAUGUACCAAACAAUUCUAGUGAAGUGGACUUUACUUUCAGCAUCUCAGUUAUAAAAUGUGCUUUUGGAUCAAUGUACAUUAGACCCAUACUUGCCUACCUGACCCUCUCCAUG
This is a messenger RNA of Pseudophryne corroboree (corroboree frog), 2479 nucleotides long. RefSeq names its product nuclear factor, erythroid 2 (gene NFE2). The transcript is spliced from 4 exons. Bases 317 to 1429 code for a protein of 370 amino acids. The record is from RefSeq and is a predicted model, not a curated record. Gene Ontology annotation, biological process: regulation of transcription by RNA polymerase II. Lineage: Eukaryota; Metazoa; Chordata; Amphibia; Anura; Myobatrachidae. Gene Ontology annotation, cellular component: nucleus. Gene Ontology annotation, molecular function: RNA polymerase II cis-regulatory region sequence-specific DNA binding; DNA-binding transcription factor activity, RNA polymerase II-specific.